Scatophagus argus is the source of this 1588-nucleotide messenger RNA. RefSeq names its product NK2 homeobox 4b (gene nkx2.4b). Lineage: Eukaryota; Metazoa; Chordata; Actinopteri; Scatophagidae. Gene Ontology annotation, cellular component: nucleus. Gene Ontology annotation, molecular function: RNA polymerase II cis-regulatory region sequence-specific DNA binding; DNA-binding transcription factor activity, RNA polymerase II-specific. The coding region runs from base 23 to 1183 and encodes 386 amino acids. The record is from RefSeq and is a predicted model, not a curated record. Gene Ontology annotation, biological process: regulation of transcription by RNA polymerase II; cell differentiation. The transcript is spliced from 2 exons.
CAGAACACGGGGUGUCCGCACCAUGUCCUUCAGCCCAAAGCACUCCACCCCCUUCUCAGUCACCGACAUUCUGAGCCCGAUGGAGGACAGCUACAGGAGGUUUGGAGGUAUGGAUCCCGCCGCAGGGAGUCUCGGGUCCCCGCUGGGCGCCUACCGGCAGCCGCAGGUCUCGCAGCCCGGCAUGCAGCAUCAGCAGCAGGCGCAGCAGCACCAGCCGCCCCAUCUCCACCACCAUCACCACCACCACCACCAUCACCACCUGUCCUCCUCUUCAUCCUCAUCCUCCUCCUCCUCCUCCUCCUCAGUCUCGGCCGCCGCCGCCGCUCUGGGGCCCGGCGGGGCGUAUCACGUUCCCCACGGGGUGCCGCAGUUCUCCGGGACCGUCGGCGGCUUCUGCAACGGCGGCAUCGGGAACGUCGGAGACCUGCCGUCCUACCAGGAGACCGUGCGGGGCGGAGGGGCGGCGGCGGCGGCGGCCUGGUACAGCAACCCGGAGCCCAGAUACCCGACAAUCUCCAGGUUCAUGGGCCCCGCCGCCGGGAUGAACAUGUCCGGGAUGGUGGGCACUUUGGCCGGGAUGGACUCCACCGCCAAGACCAUGGUGACGCUGCACGCCGCGCCGCGCAGGAAGCGCCGCGUGCUCUUCUCGCAGGCGCAGGUGUACGAGCUGGAGCGGCGCUUCAAGCAGCAGAAGUACCUGUCCGCCCCGGAGAGGGAGCACCUGGCCGGACUGAUCCACCUCACCCCGAACCAGGUGAAAAUCUGGUUCCAGAACCACCGCUACAAGCUGAAGCGACAGGCCAAGGACAAGGGCGCGCAGCAGCUGCAGCAGGACGGGAGCGGCGCCGCUGGAGGAGGAGGACUGUGCGCCACGACCCACCGCUCCUCCUCGGUGUCCCCUGUCCUCUCCAAGAACGGCAAGGGCUGCCGGAGCGACUCCAGCGGCUCCAACCAGGCCGGAAACCGACAGAGCAGCUCGGGGGAGGCCUUGACUGCGACCCCGCAGCAGCAGCAGCAGCAGCAGGUGAAUCAGCUGUCGUCCACGGAGGACCUGGAGGAUUUGUCCCCAAGUCCGCCGCUGGGACUGCACGCUCAGAUCAACAUGACGCAGACGGACGCGGCGCUAAUCGAGUACACAAACAGCAUGAUGGGCUCCAAUUUACUGUACGGGAGAACUUGGUAGGGACACCGGGAGGAGGACGGCCUGGAUCGGGCCUGUGGGGCGUCGUGCCCGGGUUGGAAUUUGGAGAGAACCCGCUGCAGGACAAAAACCAGCAGCAGACUCAUGUUGUCCCGUGAAGUUCUGGUUCCGUCACGCACGCUGCGACGACUCGGACUGUACAUUAGUGUUGCUGACGUGUUUCCUCCCUCUUCAAAAUGAAAAUAUUCGUUGUGACUGCUGCUGCAUGAGACAAAAAACCAGAAAAUCCAACUUGAGGUGUUUGAGGCGCGCGGAGCUUCCUGUUCGAUUCCGCCAUAAAAUUAAAUUAUUGCAGGUUAACAAACAGCGAAGCGACGGAGGAAUCAAACGAACUGAAGGUCAUCAAAUAUUCUUUGUCACAGCUGAUUUUUGUUUCCAGUUCUGAAU